Molecule: messenger RNA, 2248 nt
Organism: Rana temporaria (common frog)
Lineage: Eukaryota; Metazoa; Chordata; Amphibia; Anura; Ranidae
Product: gastrula zinc finger protein XlCGF57.1-like
Exons: 7
Coding region: 68-1906 (612 amino acids)
Biological process (GO): regulation of transcription by RNA polymerase II
Molecular function (GO): DNA-binding transcription factor activity; RNA polymerase II cis-regulatory region sequence-specific DNA binding
Source: RefSeq, a predicted model, not a curated record
UCGUGUAUUCUCCACAAGGUGUGUAUGUUGACAGGAAGUGAUGUCACACACAAGCAGGAAGUGACAUAUGUGUACAAACAGGAAGUUCCAGGUGAGAGGUGAGUCGGGAGGAAGUAGAGAGAAGACAUUGCUGAAACUGGCAGCAGAGAAGAGAGGGGCAUACUGUAUAGAUCACAUGACCAGAUCAAUGAGAAUGGACAAGGACUGGAGUCACAUAACCGAGAGGAUAAUAAACUUUACCCUGGAGAUCAUCUACCUGCUGACUGGAGAGAGUUUUCCUCCGGUGAAGUCUGGUGAUCAGGUAACUAUCACAGUGCCUUCACCUCACAUCUUGACACCUAAGAGAAAUAAUGAGCAGAAGAUUCUAGAAGUCACCAAGAAGAUCUCUGACCUUCUGACAGGAGAGGUUCCUAUAAGGUGUCAGGAUGUCACUAGAUGUCCCCGUCCUCUGUAUUCCCGGGAUUCCACACAGGAAGGUCACACCAUCCCCCACCAUCAUCAGGUAGAAGAAACCGAACAUAUGCAACUGAAGGGCAAUGACCCAAUUGAUAUGAAAGUUGUGGUUAAAAAGGAAGUAGAGGAGACAUGUAUGAGAAGUGAUCAGCUAUCUAUGGAGGAGGCUGGACUGACAGUGAUAAUAAAAGAGGAGGAUUCUUCUUUAGAUAUCAGCACAUAUGGCCGUGACGUUCGGAAUUCCUCAGAGGGACAUUAUAUGUCAUCUCCACUAUAUAAUGCCAUCAUGAAUUAUUCUUCAGAAGUAAAUAACGAUACUCAAAAUUUCCAUCCCGAACUUUACCAUGAAAAUAGAUCAACAGAUCCCCUUAACCCCGAAAAUUUUGAUGAUAAGCCACAUCCGAGACUUCACAGUGCAGACAGAUCCUCUGAUCGAUCGACUCUGCAGGGAUCAUCGUCUAGUAGCUUAGACACUGUUGCACACAGGGAUGAAAAGACGCUCCUCUUGUCUGAAGCUGAUAAUUGUUUCAUUUCGAAACCAUCCCUCGCUUUCGAUCAAAGAGUACACAACCGCAAGGUUUCGUUUCCAUGUUCAGAGUGCGGGAAAAGUUUCACUCAGAUGGCAGACCUUCUUAGACAUCAGACAACUCACACUAGGGAGCGUCCUUAUUCACCUCCAAAAUUGGAAAAAUCUUUUUUCCGGAAAGCAGACCUUCCUACCCAUGAGGUAAUUAACUCGGUCGAGCGUUCGUUUUCAUGUUCCCGGUGCGGGAAAUGUUUUGCCCAGCAAGCGGACCUCCUUAACCAUGAGAUAAUACACAUGGGCGAGCUUUCUUUUUCAUGUUCCUGGUGCGGGAAAUGUUUUGCCCAGCAAGCAGACCUCCUUACCCACCAGAGAACUCACACAGAUGGGCGCCCUUUUAUAUGUUCAGAGUGCGGGAAAUGUUAUACGCAGAAAGGGACGCUUAUUGCACACCAAAGAAGACACACGGGCGAGCGGCCGUUUUCCUGUCCACAGUGCGGGAAAUGUUUUAUAGAAAAAGGACACCUUCAAAGACACCAGAAAAGGCACACGUCAGAUCGCCCUUAUUCGUGCCCCGAGUGCGGGAAGCGUUUCUUUCAGAAAGAUGAACUUGCCACGCACCAGAGAAGCCACACCGGGGAGCGGCCUUUUUCCUGUCUAGAGUGCGGGAAAUGUUUCACUCAGAGGGGAGUGCUAAUUGCACACCACAGGAGUCACGUGGGGGCACGCCCCUAUUGCUGUUCAGAGUGCGGGAGAGGUUUUACCGUCAAAGGGCAUCUGGUUAUUCAUCAGAGAAUCCACACGGGGGAGCGUCCUUUUUCCUGUUUAUUGUGCGGGAAACGUUUUAUAAGGAAGGAACAUCUUGUGAAGCACGAGAAAAGUCGGAUAUGUUUGAAACCAAAAUCAAAGGCAGCUUCACAUGCCAGCUAAUGCUAGGGAGACGUGAAUGGGGGAGGGGGGGGGGGUUCAGAAUUGCUUCUUUGACCUCAAUUAAAGUACUUUGUAUGUUUUUUUACGACCUUUGUCUAUUGUAAUGAUGUUUCAUUUUAAUUGGAGGAAUCCAAUUACCCAGCACUGUAUAUGUGAAGGGGAGAAGAGGACCUUUCUUCAAGGCGGAUGAGAUGUAGAAACUUUAUGAAGUUCAGGGAUCACAAUUUUACAAUUUACAGGGGUAAAAAAAAAAGGAAUUUGGAGAUGCGGAGGAGACUGAGAUCUACAGAAAGGACUUUUUUUGGGUUAAAAAAACUUACCUUAACCACUUGCAGACCGGAA